UUCCACUGAAGACAAGCAAAAGUUAAAGUUAGCUCAGAAGAAGGCAGCAACUCUUGAAUCAGCAACCAAUUCUGUACGGAUAACAAUCGGACUGAUCUCCACUCUGGUUGUGGGUUAUUUAUCUGACAGAUUCGGUCGUCGAGUUGCUAUUGGAGCAAUACUAGUUGGCGAAACUCUCCAUGUCGGCUUAGUCA
Trichobilharzia regenti is the source of this 194-nucleotide messenger RNA. Lineage: Eukaryota; Metazoa; Platyhelminthes; Trematoda; Strigeidida; Schistosomatidae. The record is from the annotation of a GenBank genome assembly.